This is a messenger RNA of Brenthis ino (lesser marbled fritillary), 507 nucleotides long. The record is from the annotation of a GenBank genome assembly. Lineage: Eukaryota; Metazoa; Arthropoda; Insecta; Lepidoptera; Nymphalidae.
AUGAAAGAUGUGAACUUAUUGUACCUCGGCGAUUUACUGGAAAAAAUUGUAACGGAUCCUGAAACAUACACACCUUAUUUUAUAACUUUAUAUUGUAUUUACGUUUUAAUGUGUGUUUUAUAUAUUUAUGGUGCAUAUACGUGUAAUAAUAUUUUGAUGGUUGCGUUUAUUUUGGUCGAGCUGAUACGCCUUAUCACGCUUUCAAUCAUUGUGACGACAUUGCUGCUUGUGCUUAAACAAAAUACUAUGGACAUUGGCCUUGUGAUUGGUGCUAGUGUAGCAAGUGGUUUUGUCCUUCUGGGAAUGUUCUACUUAUGGGUGUGUGCCGCUAAUUUGCCAAUAUUAAUAAAUGAAAUGGAACGAGAACAACAUAAAGCUACAAUCCACACACUGCAACGUCUGCUUGAAACCAAAAAUCAACGUAUACAUAAGCAAUAUGUGAAUUUUGAUAAUCCUGAUAAACGGAAUCCGUUCGUUAUACACGUAUCGAAGAAUAAGUAUUCACAA